This is a messenger RNA of Argiope bruennichi, 3189 nucleotides long. Its product is annotated as acetoacetyl-CoA synthetase-like. Gene Ontology annotation, cellular component: cytosol. The record is from RefSeq and is a predicted model, not a curated record. The coding region runs from base 120 to 2264 and encodes 714 amino acids. Gene Ontology annotation, biological process: lipid metabolic process. Gene Ontology annotation, molecular function: acetoacetate-CoA ligase activity. NCBI's taxonomy places the organism in Eukaryota, Metazoa, Arthropoda, Arachnida, Araneae, Araneidae. The transcript has 19 exons.
GCCAACUUACCUGACCAGAAGUGAGUGACUAGAGAGUACAAAGAGGGAGACGGGCCAUUUGGAAUUCCGCGACAAAUCGAACUCUUUUCCUCAGGUCCUGUGAUUAUCCAAGGAUCAACAUGAAUGGACACACGAAUGGAACAAAUGGUGUGAUAGGUUCUCGUGGUAGAAAGGGCCUUGUGGAUAUUAUCGCUUCAGAUACGAGAUGUACUUGGAACAGGAAGAUUGAGAACACCGAAAUGGACAAGUUUCGAGCGGUUAUCAAUAAGAAAUACGACUUGAAACUUAGGAAUUACUGGGAUCUCCAUGCAUGGUCAGUAAAGAAUUAUCAGAAGUUUUGGGAAGAAAUGUGGAAUUAUUACGGAAUCAUCCACUCGAAGCCUUACACGGAGAUUUAUAGCUGCGUCAUACAACCAAGGGGUCUUCUGGCUAAAGCUUUUUAUUCGUGCCUGAUGAGCUUCCGCAAGGCCGACAGUAAGCAAAAUAAGGGUGCAAAGAAUGGAAAGGGUUUUAUAGAUAUUGACUGGUUUAGCGGAGCUCGGCUGAAUUAUGCUGAAAACAUCUUGAGAUACCGAAAUGGAGAUACAGCUAUUAUUUGCGUAGAUGAAGAAGAGAACGAAGAGUACAUUACGUAUGCAGAACUGUACGAAGAAGUGGAGCGAUAUGCAGCAGCGUUCCGGAAGAGUGGCCUUCAGAUGGGUGACAGAGUCGCAUGUUACAUGUGUAAUGUCAAAGAAGCUGUAUAUGCCUAUUUAGCAGCCUUGAGUAUUGGGGCUCUCUGGGGAGGACCGUUGCCUUUUUACGGAGAUAAAGCUGCAUCCAAAAUUAUCCGUCCCAUGCUACCCAAAUUCCUUUUUACAGUUGACAGAUUCUUGGAUCUGAAGAAGGAGAAGAAUCUGAUGCAAAAUAUACCAACUAUUGUGAAAGAUUUGGAUUGUUUGGAAAAGAUUGUCAUCGUUCCCAGCAAAAAGGAAACCUUAUCGAUUGAUAUAAAACAAUUGGAUCCCAGAUGUAUCUUCCUAGAAGAUUUCUUGAAAGUGGGUCGCAAUCCUGACGGAAGCGUGCCUACUCUGACUUUCGAACAAUUGCCCGCGAACUAUCCCAUCUGCAUCAAUUUCACCUCUGGCACCACGGGUCAACCCAAAGGUCUCGUUCACUCAUGUUCUUCCCUUCUCCCACUAUUUAGAGAUUUCAAUUUGCACUACAAUUUGGUGAAGGGGGAUGUUGUUCUUACACCAUAUCCGGUUGGAUGGAAUUUAUGGAAUCUCUUCAUCGCAAAUAUUGCUCUUGGUGUGACAAUAUUAUUGUAUAAUGGAUGCCCCUUCUAUCCUGAAGCCGGAUUUUGGGAAGUCAUUGACAAGUACAAGGUGGCUUACACUUUCUUGGCUACUAGCGUUGUCGAUAAGAUGGAAAAAAAUGAUGUGGUUCCAGGUCCUGACUGCAAACUUGAGCAUUUGAAGAUGCUGACUGUUGGAGCAAGCCCCGUCAAAUUGCAAAAUUUCGACUUUUUGUUGAACAGAGUGAAAUCGGACAUGUUUGUGAAUUGUUUGUAUGGAGCAACUGAGGUUAUUGGAGUAUUCUCAGGCUUUGAUUGGAACACUCCAGUUUACAGCGCAGAAAUUCAGGCUCCUGCAUUGGGUGUUGAUUGGAAGUGUUUCGAUGCAGAAGGUAAUUCUGUAAUUGGACAGAAAGGAGAACUGGUAAUUUGCACUCCAAACCCAUCAUUCCCUGUCGGAGUUUGGAAUGAUGUUAAAGGAAGGAAGUUAGAAGAAUUAUACCUCACCAAAUAUCCAGGUGUUUGGUGCCAAAAUGACGAAUGCUGGAUAGACCCCAACACAAGAGGCAUGGUUAUCAUUGGAAGGAGCGAUGAUGUUCUGAACCCAAAUGGCGAGAGAUUUGGCGCUGCAGAUAUUUAUUAUGCAAUUCAUACUAUGGAAGAGCUCCAGGACUACAUUUGCAUAGGCCAGGACAAUCUUGAUGGAGAUCAGCGAGUUGUCCUGUUUGUGAAGAUGAAGAAUGGAUUCAAAUAUAAUGAAGAAUUCGCCAAGAAAGUGCAGAAGCAAGUUGAAACUCAGCUGACAGAAGAACACGUUCCAGCUUUAGUUCUCGAAGUACAAGACAUUCCAUACAAUCUAAACGGCAAGAAGAUGGAACGCCUUCUGAAGACGAUUAUUCAAACGAACGAAAUUCCAGAAACGAAUAAUAUUAAGAAUCCAGAAUGCCUGAAAGCCUACGUCAACAUUCCCGAGCUUCAAGGUUACUAACCAUCCCAUUACUGCAGUUGAAAGUUUUUUGUUUACUUGGCACUAUGCGAUCGAGAACGAGCAUAAAUUUUGAAGAAUAUAUUCUCAUAUAAAAAAAGUACAACUAUAUAAAAUGCGUUUCAAUGUUGUUUAAAUUGCCAAGCGUUGUGUGGAUUACAUGUGUCUAAGUAUAAAGUUAGAUUAAGACUGAAAUGACAGAAAAAUAAACUUAGCUGUCUAAGGCAUUGUUCUUAUUUUAAGCAUCAAUCAUACUAUACGUUUUAGUAUUUUUUUAAAAAUGUGUUCAUGAUAAAGAAAAGUAUAAGUUAUUUUAAUUGUUUUUUUAAGGAAUAUUGUAUUAUAUGUAUAUAAAAACAAUUGUUUGAGCUUUAAAGACAGUAAAGAGAACGAGUUUUCUUUUUACUGUAUAAGGUAAACAUUAUUUAGCAUUUAGAUACAAUAUGGUAAAAUGGAUAUCAAUAUAUCUGGAAGCUCUUUACAUUGCUUGAAGUGAAGUAGAAAAUGCUAUUAUAAAUUUUUUAAAUAAAAUGAAUAAUUUUAUUUAUGUGUUAUGUGGUAAAAAUAAUAUUAAGAAAAUAUGGGCCAGCAAAUAAUUUAAAAAAUCAUAAAUAAUAUCUUAAUAUGUAAAUCCUCUUUAAGCAUCUAUUUUAAUAAGUUUAUACCUUGGAAAAAAUGGGAAUGGCUUUUUUCAUAUCACUUUUAAGACAAACUUUUGCUGACAAUAUUUUAUCACUGCUUAUUUAGGCCUAACAUUGCGGGUGGGUAUACAUAAUUUAGAAUAUGUUUUUAAUAUACUAUAGCUUUUCAAUUUAAUUAUUUGCUCACAUUGUAAAUAAAACAGGGUACCAUUUCGCAAAUUUGUCAGUCCUUGAUUUGUAUCUUUUGUAACUGUUAUUUUUGAAAUAAAAUAAACAGUGUUUUUGAA